This is a messenger RNA of Daucus carota subsp. sativus, 1973 nucleotides long. RefSeq names its product polyphenol oxidase, chloroplastic. Bases 61 to 1812 code for a protein of 583 amino acids. NCBI's taxonomy places the organism in Eukaryota, Viridiplantae, Streptophyta, Magnoliopsida, Apiales, Apiaceae. Gene Ontology annotation, biological process: pigment biosynthetic process. Gene Ontology annotation, molecular function: catechol oxidase activity. The transcript has a single exon. The record is from RefSeq and is a predicted model, not a curated record.
GAGUAUUAUAUAAACACACCUCUAACACACCCUCAAACUCACACACUAAACCAUCACAAAAUGGCCUCUUUUACUAUGCCAAACCCUUUUCUUGCUAAAUCAUCUCAAAUCAGCUUGACUAAAAGGCCAAGUACUACUCAUGGCUUCAAAAACUUCACUUGCAAAGCCACAAAUGGUGAAGAAAACCCUAAAGAUGAACUUAUUAAGAGCAGUAGGUUUGAUAGGAGGGAUUUACUUGUGGGCUUGGGGGGACUUUACGGAGCCACGAGUCUGAGCUCCAACCCCUCCGCCUUUGCCUCUCCUGUCAGAGCACCGGAUCUCUCGACGUGUGACGAAGAAACUGUCCAACAAAUCAUUGGUAAUUCGGCUACCAGAUGUUGCCCUCCGCUGUCCAAGACGAUGGUAGACUUCAAACUGCCGAAACCAGGGACCAUUCGUGUUAGACCCGCGGCUCAUUUGGUUGAUAAAGCAUACGAGGCCAAGUUCAAGAAGGCGCUUGAGCUCAUGAAGGCAUUGCCUGACGACGACCCUCGUAGCUUCACGCAACAAGCUAAAAUCCAUUGUGCUUAUUGUAGUUACGCUUAUGACCAAAUCGGGCUUCCUGACGAACUUGUUUCAGCUCACGGAUCCUGGCUUUUCUUCCCCUUCCAUAGAUGGUACUUGUACUUUUUCGAAAGAAUCCUGGGAAAAUUGAUUGACGAUCCUACAUUCGCCAUGCCAUUUUGGAACUGGGACUCUGCAGGAGGAAUGUCAAUGCCUUCCAUGUAUACUGACCCGAAAUCCCCUCUUUACGACAAGGUACGUGACGCGGUCCACGUAGCUCCCGGAGCAAUGGUGGAUCUUGAUUACGGUGGAACUGACGAGAAGAUCACUAAAGAGCAACAGCUGAAACAAAACCUCACUAUCAUGUACACGGCGAUGGUUUCGGGCUCCAGUUCCGCGAAGUUGUUUCUCGGAGAUCCGUAUGAGUCCGGUAAGAAUGUAGAGCAGUCCGGUGGUGGUAGAUUCGAGAGCGUGCCGCAUGGUCCGGUUCAUAUGUGGGUGGGUGACCGAAAGCAACCCCCUGGCCUAAACAUGGGUGCUUUGUACUCGGCUGGUCGAGAUCCCGUGUUUUAUGCACAUCAUUCUAAUUGUGAUAGAUUGUGGAAUGUAUGGAAAACCCUAGGCGGCAACCGAAAGGAUUUUUCUCAUAAGGAUUGGCUGGAUUCCGAGUUCGCAUUCUACGACGAAAAUGCUCAGUUGGUAAAAGUAAAAGUCGGAGAUUGCUUGGAUUCCAAGAAACUAGGGUACGUGUACCAGGAUGUUGAGCUUGAGUGGCUCGGGAAGCGCCCUACGCCGCGGGUGAAGAGAGUGCUCGACAAGUUUAGGAAAAAAGACGUGGCUCGCGCAGCUGAUUUCCCGGUCGUGAGGGAUGUUUUUCCUAUCAAACUCGAUAAAGUGACGAAGGUUUUGGUUCAUAGGCCGAAGAAAAACAGGACAAAAAAGGAGAAAGCGAAGGAUGAGGAGAUUUUGGUGAUCGAAGGUAUUGAAGUCGAGGUGGAAGCUUUCGUGAAGUUCGAUGUUUUUAUCAACGACGAAGAUGAGGCUGCGAGCGCACCAGAUAAGACUGAGUUUGCUGGAAGUUUUGUGAAUCUGCCGCAUAAACAUAAGCAUGGUAAGACCAUGAAGACAAGGUUGAAGUUGGCUCUGAAUGAUUUGUUGGAAGAUCUGGGAGCCGAGGAUGAUGAUAAUGUGUUGGUCACUCUGGUUCCUAAACCUGGAAGUACUUGUUUUGUCAACAUCAGAAACAUCAAGAUUGAGCUUGAUGAUUAAUCAUUUCGAGUUCUCAACUCAAGGGCUUGGCACAUUCGGUCUAUCCUUAAUCUCAUCUUUUGUUGUUUGGCACUGCAUUAAUUGUUGUUUUGGUACCUUAAUUGUGAUGUUCUUGUUUGAUUAAGAGUGUUUGAGAGAAAUAAAAUAUAUCAUUAAAGGUC